Messenger RNA from Pieris rapae (cabbage white), 1331 nucleotides. RefSeq names its product collagen alpha-2(I) chain-like. The transcript is spliced from 7 exons. Bases 279 to 1226 code for a protein of 315 amino acids. NCBI's taxonomy places the organism in Eukaryota, Metazoa, Arthropoda, Insecta, Lepidoptera, Pieridae. The record is from RefSeq and is a predicted model, not a curated record.
UACGUCGGUGGCGAUGCAGAGAGAGACCUCAGCGUAAGAGCCUGGGUGCUUGAUCUCUCAACUCACCUGCGGUGUCGCGGUCGCUCCUUAGGUGGCCGAGUACACACGUAACAACAUACGCGCCAAUAUAAAAAACUGAAAUGAAAUACAUACACAAAAAGAGCUUAACUGAAAGUCGAACGAGGCUAAAGGGACGUUGCGUCAGCGCCUGCUGCGUGCAGCGGCCACGGCGCAGACACCCGCCGGAGCUCUAGUGAAACACUCACUCUGCAGCAGCGAUGGGACCCUAUAUCACAGUUUCAGGUAUAUAUUGCAUAUUGGCGGUGACUAGUGUUGCGCAAGCGGAGCAAUGGCGAUGGCGGAGCGAUGAGCGGAGCGGAGAGUCGCAGGAGGCGCCGUCGGUCCGCAUCGACAACAAAGUGCGAUUUGAGGAUUCAGCCGCCGACCACGCGCUCUACAGUGAUGAAAUGGCCGGCUUCCACAAUCGGCCUUUUGCCGACAGUGCGCUCGUAGCCGACAGAGCAGCAGCAGGGGAGAGCCAGGGUACGCUUGACGACUUAAUGUACUGUCGCUGUGAAAGAGCGCCCGUUCGGAACCUGCAGUGUGUUAUGGGAUCUCGUAAAGGCUGUAGCAGUCACGAAUACCUGUGCUGUUCUUCGCUCGCCACUCAGGACCCGAACCGAGCCGAUCGCCCCCUCGCAGUAGGUCCGGAAGGCCCCACCGGCGUGCUUGGACCUUUCAACAAUAUUAAUACCGAUUCAGGAGAGAGUGCAUCGGCGCAGCGUGGCUUUUACUCACCAGGAGGAGCGUCAGGAUUUAUUGACUUCGGAUUCAGCAGGCCCAUUCUAGUAGGACCGGGUGGACCCACGGGAAUCAUUGGAUCGAGAAGACAGGGUGUGCUGGUUGGACCUGGCGGGCCGACUGGAAUAAUUGGCCCGGCAGGGUUUAACCGAGGGUACGGUGCAAGCAGGCCUGGCAUCCUAGUAGGGCCCGGUGGCCCUACGGGAAUAAUUGGCCCGGGGAGACAGGGUGUGUUGGUUGGACCCGGUGGUCCGACUGGAAUAAUUGGCCCGGCAGGGUUUAACCGAGAGUACGGUGCAAGCAGGCCUGGUAUCCUAGUAGGACCCGGUGGGCCUACGGGCAGGGUGGGGCCAGAAAGGCAAGUUCUGGUCGGACCGGGGGGCCCCACUGGACAAAUUGGGCCACGAAGGAGCUUCGGUAAAUAGUUUCAUAUAAGUUUAAAAUAGAGCGUUGUUAUAUCUGUGAUAACCGAUGAUUUAAAUUAAAUAUAAAAUAGCACCUAACACUUAAUAUAAGUACUGUCAUAAUGA